Messenger RNA from Phragmites australis (common reed), 2393 nucleotides. RefSeq lists its product as uncharacterized. NCBI's taxonomy places the organism in Eukaryota, Viridiplantae, Streptophyta, Magnoliopsida, Poales, Poaceae. The transcript has a single exon. The record is from RefSeq and is a predicted model, not a curated record. Bases 318 to 1142 code for a protein of 274 amino acids.
UCUUCCACCUAAGGCAAAACGGGACCGUAGCAGAGUACAUAGAGGUGUUCGAGGGAAUGAUGCACACGAUGUUAGCACACAAUGCUCACUGGGAUCACUGGUUCUUUGUUUCUCACUUUGUGGAUGGGUUGAAGGAGGAGAUUAGAGCCGCGGUCGUGUUGCAUAGGCCUCAAGAUCUAGAUACUGCCGUGUCCUAGGCUAUUUUGUAGGAGGAGGUUGUGGAGAUGGGACAAUGCAGGGAGACGCGCAAAGUGGAGCCCUUGGCCAUGGCAUCCUGAGGGGCGCCACGCCAGGGCUUUCUGCUGCCUCCACCACCAAUGAAGCCAGAUGCCAGGCCGAUGCCAUUGGACAAAGACCGAAAGGGUUCUGAAGGUGCUAAAGGAGGAGAAGACAAGGUGGUCGCGCUGAGAGCAUACAGGAAGGCCCAAGGACAAUGCUUCACUUGUAGAGAAAGGUGGACUGGACGUGAUCACUGGUAUGCAACCACUAUCCAGUUGCAUGUGGUUGAGGAGUUGUUGGUGCUCAUGAUGGCGGGCACCGAAGAUGGUGAUAAACCUGGGCUCGAAACUAAGAAGGGAGCGGAGGAUCUGAUGACUAUCUCCAAGGCGGCUCUAUCUGGGGAGGAGAUUGCCCACACCGUGCGACUACAAGGACUGAUUCAGCGCAAGGAGGUCCUGAUGCUUGUGGACUCUGGAAGUUCGAAUAGCUUUAUCAGUGAAGGAGCCGCUCGACACCUAUCAGAUGUGAGACGUGAGGUGAAGCCAAUUCGAGUUCAAGUGGCGGGCGGGGGAGUCCUGACCUGCUCGGAGGAAAUCCCAGGAUGUGAGUGGUGGAUUGGAGGUGAGACUUUCUGCACUACAUUGAAGGUGCUUCUCCUAGCCUGUUAUGAUGUGAUUCUUGGAAUUGAUUGGUUGGAAGGGCACAGUCCCAUGGAAGCAGAUUGGCAGCAGAAACACCUGACGUUUGUUCAGAAUGGGAGAAAGGUGCGUUUACAGGGAGUUAGGACAAAUGUCGAUCGUUGUGAGGGGUUGAAUGGAUCACAAUUGAAGGGGUUGGGCAACAGAGGGGCUAUUGCACACCUGGUCCAUCUGUGUGCAAUAUCUGAAUUGCCAGGAGCAGCAGAUUUCCCUAAAAGCAUAUAGAGGUUGGUGCAGCAGUUCAGCAACCUGGUUGAGGAACCUCAAGGAUUGCCUCCGCCAAGGCCAUUUGAUCACUCAAUUCCGCUUCUUCCUGGGGCUUGACCGAUGAAUGUGUGCCCCUACUGCUAUAGCCUGUUCUAGAAGGAUGAAAUCGAGCGUCAGGUCAAAGAAAUGAUGCGGCAGGGAGUGAUCCAGAUGAGCUCGAGUCCUUUUGCUUUGCCAAUGUUGUUAGUUCACAAGAAAGAUGGGAGUUAGAGAUUUUGCAUAGAUUACCACCAUCUGAAGCAAUUACAAUGAAGAACCGAUUCCCCUUGCAGGUGGUGGAUGAAUUAUUGGACGAGUUGGCGAAGGCGAUAUGGUUCACUUGCUGAGACUUGCACUCGGGCUAUCACCAGAUCCGGAUGCGGCCUGAAGACAAGCACGAGACCACUUUCAAAACCCAUCAAGGGUAUUACGAGUUCCACAUGAUGUCCUAUGGCCUCAUAGGUGCACCGGCGACCUUCCAGGGAACCAUGAAUGUGAUUCUGGCGCCGUUGUUGCAGAAGGGAGUGCUUGUAUUUAUCGUUGAUAUACUAAUUUACAGUGCCACAUUGGAGGAACAUGAGAGGAUGCUCAAGAGUGUCUUUGAAAUCUAGGUGGAGCAUGAACUCCGAGUGAAGCCGAGUGCCUGUUCACGUAGAAGUAGCUCAGGUACCUGGGACAUGUGAUUGGGGGCGGGUGCGUGGCAACGGAUGUGAAGAACAUCCAAGCGGUGAAAAUUGGCCAGUACCCACAAACACCAGAGAGGAACGCGGAUUUUUAGGCUUGGCGGGGUACUACAGGAAGUUUUUGCGCCAUUUUGGGGUUAUCAGUCGGCCACUCACUGAUCUCUUGAAGAAAAACCAAGUGUUUGUGUGGACCUGAGAGGCGGAGGAGUCCUUCAGAACUCUGCAGCAAGCUCUGGUAGCCACUCUGAUGUUAACCCUGCCUAACAUCGACAAAACUUUUGUGAUUGAAGCAGAUGCAUCGAAGAAGGGAAUUGGAGCAAUAUUGAUCUAGGACGAGCACCCAGUGGCAUUUCUGAGCAAGGCGUUGGGGCCUAAGACUCGGUGCUUGUCCACUUAUGAGAAGGAGGGCCUGGCUAUUCUGAUGGCAGGGGAACAAUGGCGGCAGUACCUGCAGCAUGCGGAGUUUGUGAUCCGAACAGAUCAACAGAGCAUCGUGCACCUAGAACAACAGCGGAUCAGUACGCCAUGGCAACAGAAAUUGUUGAUG